Ceratotherium simum simum (southern white rhinoceros) is the source of this 1576-nucleotide messenger RNA. The record is from RefSeq and is a predicted model, not a curated record. Lineage: Eukaryota; Metazoa; Chordata; Mammalia; Perissodactyla; Rhinocerotidae.
GGGAGAGGGGCCGGAAGCGGUGCUGCGCCCACUGCCUCCUCGUCCCCGUGCGCCCCGCGGGGAGCCCGCCGCCUCCCCUUGUACCUGAGAAGGUGGCUCAGUCGGGAGGCGGGCGUGAGGCGUUCUGAUUGCUCUGGAUUCCGGCCAGUCGCAAAAUCUGCAGGGACACUUAACAACAUUUGUCACAAUGAAUUUCUGAUCUGUUUCCACCCAGGCGUCGGAGGACUGGCUGGGGAAGGUCCCCAGUCUUCCUCUCCUCGGUGCCUGAGAGCCCUGACCCCUGAAGGGUGAGGAUUCCAGAGGAAGAGGCGGCAAGGAAGGCGGCCCGCAGGCAUCAUGUUCCGCAAGAAAAAGAAGAAACGCCCUGAGAUCUCGGCCCCACAGAACUUCCAGCACCGCGUCCAUACCUCCUUUGACCCCAAGGAAGGCAAGUUUGUGGGUCUCCCCCCACAAUGGCAGAACAUCCUGGACACACUGCGGAGACCGAAGCCCGUGGUGGACCCUUCCCGCAUCACGCGGGUGCAACUGCAGCCCAUGAAGACAGUGGUGCGGGGCAGCUCCGUGCCCGUGGACGGCUACAUCUCGGGGCUGCUCAAUGACAUCCAGAAGUUGUCGGUCAUCAGCUCCAACACCCUGCGUGGCCGCAGUCCCACCAGCCGGCGGCGGGCACAGUCCCUGGGGCUGCUGGGGGAUGAGCACUGGGCCACCGACCCGGACAUGUACCUGCAGAGCCCCCAGUCUGAGCACACUGACCCCCACGGCCUCUACCUCAGCUGCAACGGGGGCACACCAGCAGGCCGCAGGCAGACGCCGUGGACCGAGCCGCAGAGCCCACGGGUCCUGCCCAAUGGGCUGGCCACCAAGGCACAGUCCCUGGGCCCCACCGAGUUCCAGGGUGCCACACAGCGCUGCCUGCAGCUGGCCGCCUGUCUGCAGAGUUCCCCACCCGGCGCCUCACCCCCCACAGCCACUGGUAGGCGUGGGGCCAAGGCUGCCAGGCACGGCUCUGAGGAGGCCCGGCCGCAGUCCUGCUUGCUGGGCUCAGCUGCAGGCAGGCCAGGCGGGGAGGGCAGCCCCAGCCCCAAGACCCAGGAGAACAGCCUAAAGCGCAGGCUGUUCCGAAGCAUGUUCCUGUCUACUCCUGCCACAGCCCCUCCGAGCAGCAAGCCAGGCCCUCCACCGCAGAGCAAGGUAGGUCAGGCCGGGGCCACCCGUGGGGGCCACUCUUCUCAGGGUAGGGAGCCUGGCCUGGCAGGUGUCCAUUGGGGAAUGUGAGUCAGGGACGCAGGCCCUGCCUGGCCUUCCCACCUACAGGGUUGGGCUGGGGACAGCAUGAGGGAACAAAAUAUCAAGACACCAGCUCAGCCUCAGCUGAGGAUUCUACCCUGAACCAGCUGAGCCCUCGUCCUCCAAGGGCUUAGCACCUGUGAGUCAGAGGUUGCAAGCCAGGUCAUUUUCCAGGGGGCUUCAGAGGGGCUUAUGGUAUGCCCGAGCUGACACUCCUCUGGGUGUGUCUAGGCGGGCCACACUAGGAGGCAGACACCCCCCUGAAAAAGCAGCAUCUUGAACGACAAGC